Messenger RNA from Hyla sarda, 1840 nucleotides. Its product is annotated as fibroin heavy chain-like. The transcript has 32 exons. The record is from RefSeq and is a predicted model, not a curated record. Lineage: Eukaryota; Metazoa; Chordata; Amphibia; Anura; Hylidae. Bases 7 to 1503 code for a protein of 498 amino acids.
UGCACCAUGUUUGGGGUGAUCCUGUUCUUGUGUUUGGUCGGGUGCAGUCUACAGGGAGGGGUAAAGCCGCAGAGCGGAGAAGCGAGUCCUCUGUACCAGCCGGAAUACGUCCGAGGUGCAGGGUCCCAGCAACAAGGAGCUUUGGGUCCACUGGGAGCAAAGGCUGGAGGUCUUCAGAAUGCAUAUGGAGGAUUGGGGCAGAAAUCUGGAAAGCUGGGUGUAGGACAGUUUCCUUCCAAGCAAAAGCCAGGUUAUGGAAAUUACCUGGGCAAUGUCCUGGGACAAGGAAUAGGAGCAAAACCAUCAAAAGCAGGUUAUGGAGCUGGAGGAUAUCCAAACAUCGGAGGAUAUGGGAAUGGAGUGCCCGGGUAUCCAAGUAACAUCGCACAGCAAGGUUAUGGAGGAAAACCCCCCAAGUCAGGAUACAGAGCCGGGAAUUAUCAGACAGGAUAUGGAGCUGGGAACUACCCGCAGUACGAAGAACAAGCAGGCUACGGAGCCGGGAGUUACCCUCAGUACGGUGCAGGCUACCAGAAUGGCGCUGGUCCAUACCCCAGUAAUGGCGCUGGUCCAUACCCCAGUAAUGGUGCUGGUCCAUACCCCAGUAAUGGCGCUGGUCCAUACCCCAGUAAUGGUGCUGGUCCGUACCCCGGUAAUGGCGCCGGUCUGUACCCCAGUAAUGGCGCUGGUCCAUACCCCGGUAAUGGCGCCGGUCUGUACCCCAGUAAUGGCGCUGGUCCGUAUCCUGGUAAUCUCCAACAACAAGGUUAUGGAGCGAAACCUUCUAAACUAGGUUAUGGGGCCGCUGGAUACCCGAAUGCGGCUCAAAGAGGCUACAGAAAUGGAUAUGGUGGAUAUCCCAGCAACUUCCAGCAGCAAGGAAAAUCAGGAAAGCCACCAAAGGCCGGAUACGGGAAUGGUGCUGGAAUCUUUCCAAGCGCCACCGGUCUACAAGGUGGAAUUGGAAAACCUUCAAAAGCAGCUGCCGGUUACCCAAACAGCUUCUUCCCACAAGGUCUGGGAGCCAAAUCAGCAAAAGCAGGUCAGUACCAGCAGCCUUAUCCUAAUGGUUUUUCCAAUAUUCAAGGCAAUGGGAAAGGAAUAAAGUCUCCACUUAGUGCCUAUCAGGGUUCUCAAGGGGAAAGCUCAAAGCUUGGUGGAUUGGGGAAGCUUCCAUACAGAUCCCAACCUGUGGCCGCGGAUUCUCUGGGUUAUGACACUAAGUCUGCCAAGUCUGAAGUGAAGUCUCCCUAUGGCGCCCAGGCAGCAUAUCCCGAUCCAAGCAGCAGCAAAUAUGCUGGAGCUGGACAAAUCCCAUUCUCCUCUCAGCCGGUAUCACCAAGUACAGUGGAAGAGUAUGUGACUCCUUCAACCACUGUAGAAGGUGGAUAUCAGCAGCUGGGAGGAGGCCAGAGCCCAUGGACAUACGCCCCCGAGGAAUCAUCUUAUGGACAGAAUGGCUAUUAUGGAAACGGUUACAGAGGCUGCUCUGGGAAGUGCUGAGCUGUGGAGGAUUGUGGCCCCCAUUUCGGGCGACCAUCUUGGGGUGUGAAUGUACAUAAAGGGGAGGGGUUAAUAAUAUUAUUCCGUGGGGGCCGUCCUUGAUGUUCGCUGUGACGCCUCCGCUCUGCACGUGGCCCCUCAAGUAUCUUUGAUCUGUCGGGCCCCAACUUCCUGGACUGGAUAUAUAACACCAGUAACAUGGAGGGAGCGAUCUGUGACCCUCAGUCCAGGAAGAGGUGGAAGUCGGGGCCCCUGACAAUAAACUGGGGCCCAACCUGCAAUGUGAAUGUGAUGUCAUCCAUGUGAAAUGUGUACAAUAAUAAUAAAGUGACCUCAG